Puccinia graminis f. sp. tritici CRL 75-36-700-3 is the source of this 851-nucleotide messenger RNA. RefSeq lists its product as uncharacterized. NCBI's taxonomy places the organism in Eukaryota, Fungi, Basidiomycota, Pucciniomycetes, Pucciniales, Pucciniaceae. Bases 1 to 354 code for a protein of 117 amino acids. The transcript is spliced from 3 exons. The record is from RefSeq and is a predicted model, not a curated record.
AUGAAGGAAGGCGAUCACACUUCAUUCCUUACUAAGGAUUGUCACCAGGUUUCUGCAACCAUGAAGUCCUUUUACUGCACCUUUAACGUGCUAUUCUUCAUGAUUGCUACGUUACAUGUUAAUCAAGUGUUAAGUACUAGACAGAAUGAACCCAAAGAAGUCCGUGAACCUCAAGCUCAAUCGGGCCCAAUUAGGGACGUGGACCUUUACCCUCCUCGAGUUCCUACGGCCCCGGGGGACAUAGACCUUUACCCUCCUCGAGUUCCUACGGUCUCAAGGGACGAAGACCUUUACCCUCCCCCCAAUAAGGAACACGAGAUCCAACCAGGCUGUUGCCGCUUCCACUGCCUUUGAAGCUCAUCAUUGGCUCACAUAACUUGGUCGAGCCAAAGCUGGAAUCAGGUCAUCAACCCCGUUCGUGGCCUUACCUGGCCGAACUGUAAAUAAUCAAAUCAUUGGCAUCUUGUAGCUUUGCCCUGCUUGAGCCCGCCAUUCCUUUAUUCAUCAUGAUCACAAGUCCUUCGUUUCUCUUCCUUCUUUGCAAACCUUUCAAAGACCCGCUCGCGUCUUCAGUCCUCCGCUGCUAUUGGUCAAGCCCAAACUGUGCAUAGUUACCACAUGGGAUGUGCUUAUAUGACUCAUUGGAAUCUUUAUGGUGACCCUUGGGAGCUUUCUAUUACCGUAGCCUUUAACAUAACUCGAUCGCUACGAAGUCAAGGACGGGUCAUCGAGCGUUUGAUUUCUAGAACCAAAAGUGGCUCCAGACUGAAUACUAUUAACUAAUUUCAAAAUUUACGCGUGACCCCAGUUCUUUACAGUCAACAGCACUUCAUUGCUACCUUGGCACAAGU